This is a messenger RNA of Henningerozyma blattae CBS 6284, 1848 nucleotides long. It is a transcript of the gene CIR2, whose product is annotated as electron-transferring-flavoprotein dehydrogenase. Gene Ontology annotation, molecular function: electron-transferring-flavoprotein dehydrogenase activity; iron-sulfur cluster binding. The transcript has a single exon. Lineage: Eukaryota; Fungi; Ascomycota; Saccharomycetes; Saccharomycetales; Saccharomycetaceae. Gene Ontology annotation, biological process: electron transport chain. The record is from RefSeq and is a predicted model, not a curated record. Gene Ontology annotation, cellular component: mitochondrial inner membrane. The coding region runs from base 1 to 1848 and encodes 615 amino acids.
AUGCUCAGAAACAUAGUGUUUAAGCCAAAACAGUUAAGUUAUUGUUCACUUUACAAAAAAAUAUUUUAUCGAGCAAUCUCAACAGAGAUACCAUUUAAUCAAUUAUCACAAAGUCAACAGGAUCAAAUCAAUGAACCUCCCGUAAUUGAAAAUGUCGAUGUUUGCAUUGUAGGGGGGGGACCUUCUGGAUUAGCAACAGCAAUAAAAUUAAAACAGUUGGAUUUGGAUGACAAAUUAAGAGUUAUCUUGUUAGAGAAAGGUUCUACAAUUGGCUCUCAUAAUUUAUCUGGUGUAAUUCUUGAACCUGAUGUUUGGUUUGAACUGUUCCCUGAUUCUAACUAUACUUUGAAUGAUAAAAGACUACCUCUACCAUCAAAUUUAGUAACUCCAAUUAAAGAAGAAGAAUUUUGUUUUUUAACCAAAAGCUGGAGAUUUCCAAUGCCUAAACCAUCUGAUUUAGUGAAUAAAAAUAGAAAUUUUAUUGGUUCAUUAAGUGAAAUUACCUCAUAUCUUGGUGAAGUAGCCGAAAAUAUGGGGAUUGAAAUAUACCCCUCUGUUAGUGUCUCCGAUGUUGUUUAUGACUCGGAUAACAACUCAAUAAAAGGUGUUAAAACAAGAGAUCUGGGAAUUUCUAAAAAUGGUUCUCCAAAGGAUACUUUUGAGAAAGGAAUGGAAUUUCAUGCCAGACAAACAGUAUUAGCUGAAGGCUGUCAUGGCUCUUUAACCAAAAAAAUGAUUAAAAAAUUCGAUUUAAGAAAGGAUUCAAUGAUGCAGACAUAUGGGUUAGGAAUUAAAGAACUUUGGGAGGUAAAACCUGAAAAUUUUAGGCCAGGCUUUGUUACACAUACCAUGGGGUUCCCAUUAUCUAAUGAUCUUUAUGGAGGUGGUUUCCAAUACCAUCUGCGUGAUAACUUGGUUGCCGUCGGGUUGGUGAUGGGAUUGGAUUAUAAAAACCCAUAUGUCUCUCCCUAUCAAGAAUUUCAGAAAAUGAAACACCAUCCUUAUUACGCCAAUGUUUUGAAAGAUGGGAAAUGUUUAGAAUAUGGUGCAAGAGCAUUAAAUGAAGGUGGUUAUCAAGCAAUCCCUAAAUUAAACUUCCCAGGUGGUAUUUUAGUAGGGGCAACAGCAGGAUUUAUGAAUGUCCCAAAAAUUAAAGGGAGUCACAAUGCUGUUAAAUCAGGAAUCUUGGCUGCCGAGGAGAUUUUUAAAAAUAUAUCUAAGUUACCUCAAAUCGAGGAUACUGAAAAUGAUAUCAAAUUGGUUGAUAAACCUAUCGACUUACAGUCAUAUAACACAGCCGUGAAAAAUUCAUCGAUAUCUAAAGAACUUUACAAGGUAAGAAACAUUAGACCAUCAUUCAAUUCACCUGUAGGUAACAUAUUAGGAAUGUGUUAUUCUGGUCUUGACUCUUUAAUCUUAAAGGGACAUGCUCCUUGGACUUUCCCAUUACAUGAAUCUGAUUCCUCUGUAACAUCUUUAGCAAAAAAUUAUAAACCUAUUAAUUAUCCAAAGCCAGAUAAUAAAAUUUCCUUCGAUAUCAUGAUGUCAGUAUCAAGGUCAGGGACUUACCAUGAUCACGAUGAAAGAUGUCACUUGAGAGUUCCAGACCAGGAUUUAGACAAAUUUGCUAAUAACUCAUACCCACAAUGGAAGGGUAUUGAGCAAAGAUUUUGUCCAGCUGGUGUUUACGAAUUUGUUGAAGAUGAAAAUAGUACAGGAAAAGUCAAGUUUAGUAUCAAUUCUCAAAAUUGUGUUCAUUGUAAAACAUGCGAUAUUAAAUCACCAAAUCAACAAAUCGAUUGGUCUGUACCAGAGGGAGGAGAUGGUCCAAAAUAUUCACGUUUAUAA